This is a messenger RNA of Hemicordylus capensis (graceful crag lizard), 5909 nucleotides long. It is a transcript of the gene CASD1, whose product is annotated as CAS1 domain containing 1. Gene Ontology annotation, molecular function: N-acetylneuraminate 9-O-acetyltransferase activity. NCBI's taxonomy places the organism in Eukaryota, Metazoa, Chordata, Lepidosauria, Squamata, Cordylidae. The record is from RefSeq and is a predicted model, not a curated record. Bases 337 to 3183 code for a protein of 948 amino acids. The transcript is spliced from 18 exons. Gene Ontology annotation, cellular component: Golgi membrane.
AAGCCCGUCAGGGUCUGGAUUUCCGAGGUCGAUGCUGCUGCCAGACGGAACAACAGCGAAGAGAUGGUUCGAUCCCGGCCCACAGGAGAAGAACUGCCCUUCUUCUUUCGCUUUGCCUGCCCGGGCCAGCUGGUUAGGCAGGUGUGAAGUCGGAGGGUCACUGCGCGGACAGGUUGUCAGUUAAAUACAAACCAGUCUGACCGGGGCGGGUGUGGGGGAGAGCAUGGAACCGGUCCUAAAAAGAAAGUCGACUCUCUUUUCUUCCUUCUUCCACGCCACCUUUUGUGUUGGGUCGCCAUCGUCGGUGCCCGCUGCGCCCCGCACUCUUCUUCUCUCAUGUCUGAGAGGGGGCCAGACGCGGGAGCACCGCCGGGGGCGGUAGCGGGCCAGCCGCAGCAGCGAGUGGAGGAGGCGGAGGGCUCUUGGGGGCAACAGAGGCUGACUUUUCCUCCUCCUCCUCCGGAGACCGAAGAAAAGGCGGGGGCUUCCCUGGCUGCUGCUGAGGUGAAGCGGCGACGCCCGGACGAGGAGGAAGGGGAGGGGGCUGCGCUGCUGCUCGGCGAGGAGGAAGACGGCGGCGGCGCAGCAGCCGGGGACGGCGACGACUGGCCCCCGACGGUGUCGCCGCGCCUCUUUCCCUUCCUCGGGGGCUGGUGGUGGCGGCGCCUGAGGCGGCGGCUCUUGUCCCUCUCGCCAUCCCCGCUGGGGACCCCGAGCUGCUGCUGCUGCUGCCCCUCCGCGGCGCCCGCCCGAUCCCUCGCGCACUGUUGUCAUGGAGGAGCCAAGAUGGCGGCCCUGGCCUACACCCUGGGCAAGCGGGAGAUCAACCACUACUUCAGCGUGAGGAGUGCCAAGGUGCUGGCGCUGGGCGCCGUUCUGCUGCUCGCCGCCUGCCACGCCGCCUCCCGCCGGUACCAAGGUGAUGAUACUUGUGAGUAUCUUCUCUCCAGUGGAAGAUUUCUUGGGGAGAAAGUAUGGCAGCCUCACAGCUGUAUGAUGCAUAAAUACAAGCAGGGUGAAGCAAAAGACUGCCUCGUGGACAAACAUAUUGCAUUUAUAGGCGAUUCUAGAAUUCGUCAGCUGUUUUAUUCCUUUGUAAAACUCAUAAACCCACAAAUUAAGGAAGAGGGAAACAAGCAUGGAAACAUUCCUUUUGAAGACACAUCUUCUCAACUCAAAGUGGAUUUUCUGUGGUAUCCAGAGGUCAAUGGCUCUAUGAAGCAGUGUAUCAAAUCUUGGAUUGAAGGUUCCUCUCCAAAGCCUCACAUAAUUGUAGCAGGAGCUGCCACGUGGUCUAUCAAAAUUCACAAUGGCAGCAAUGAAGCCCUCACACAAUAUAAAAUCAAUAUCACAUCAGUUGCACCUCUUCUGGAAAAAUUGGCAAAAAGCAGUGAUGUCUACUGGGUCCUUCAAGAUCCAGUUUAUGAAGAUAUGUUGAGUGAAAGCAGGAAAAUGAUCACUAAUGAGAAAAUAGAUGCCUACAAUGAAGCAGCAAUCAGUAUUUUGAACAGCAGCUCAAAAAAUUCAAAAGCUAAAGUAAAAGUAUACAGUGCAUCUAGACUGAUUGCAGAGGAAACCAUAACUCAGUCCUCAGAUGGCUUACAUCUUCCCGAAUCAAGCAGAGAAACAAGUGCAAUGAUUCUCAUGAACAUCUACUGCAACAAGAUUAUGAAGCCCAUUGAUGGUUCAUGCUGCCAGCCUCGGCCUCCUGUCACUUUGAUACAGAAGCUAGCUUUUUGCUUUUUUGCUGCCUCAGUAAUUGGAUAUUUAAUUCUCGUUCUCAUUCGUCGUAACAAUCAUCGGAAGAACAAGCCAUGCACUGAUAUGGAAAGUGGAGAGGAGAAGAAACCUGCCGCUAGUACUCCAGCAGUUUCUACUCUAGAGACACUCUUACAAUGCUUAUGCAAGCUUGGUUUGAUUAUGGCUUACUUCUACCUAUGUGACAGAGGAAAUCUGUUCAUGAAAGAAAACAAGUUUUAUACUCAUUCAUCCUUCUUCAUACCAAUCAUUUACAUCCUGGUAUUAGGGAUAUUUUAUACUGAAAAUACAAAAGAGACUAAGGUAUUAAAUAGGGAACAGACAGAUGAAUGGAAAGGCUGGAUGCAGCUUGUCAUUUUGAUCUAUCAUAUCUCUGGAGCAAGCACUUUUUUGCCUGUGUACAUGCACGUCCGUGUAUUGGUUGCUGCAUAUCUAUUCCAAACAGGCUAUGGGCAUUUCUCAUACUUCUGGAUUAAAGGAGAUUUUGGCAUUUAUAGAGUCUGUCAGGUCUUAUUUCGACUGAACUUCCUGGUUAUCGUAUUGUGUAUAGUGAUGGAUCGGUCUUACCAGUUCUAUUACUUUGUUCCUCUAGUUACUGUCUGGUUCAUGAUCAUAUAUGUUACAUUAGCUCUAUGGCCUCAGAUAGUCCAGAAGAAAGCCAAUGGUAGUUGCUUCUGGCAUUUUGGUUUACUGCUGAAACUGGUUUCCCUGUUCAUCUGUAUAUAUUUUCUAGCACAUUCUCAGGGUGCAUUUGAGAAGAUCUUUUCUCUUUGGCCAUUGUCCAAGUGCUUUGAACUAAAUGGGAGUGUCUAUGAGUGGUGGUUUAGAUGGAAAUUAGAUCGAUACGUCGUUUUUCAUGGGAUGAUGUUUGCUUUUAUUUAUCUAACAUUUCAGAAAAGACAGGUCCUCUCAGAAGGAAAGGGAGAGCCUAUCUUCCCCAGCAAAGUUUCAAAUGUUUUGUUAUUUAUUUCAGUAGUUUCUUUUUUGACAUACUCUAUCUGGGCAAGCAGCUGUAAAAACAAAACUGAGUGCAAUGAAAUGCAUCCUUCUGUUUCUGUUGUGCAGAUCUUAGCUUUCAUCCUUAUCCGGAAUAUCCCUGGCUAUGCUCGGUCUGUAUACAGUUCAUUUUUUGCCUGGUUUGGCAAAAUCUCUCUUGAGCUCUUCAUCUGCCAGUACCAUAUUUGGCUGGUAGCAGAUACCAAAGGGAUCUUGGUCCUCAUUCCAGGAAAUCCCAUGCUCAACAUUAUUGUCAGCACUUUUAUAUUUGUGUGUGUGGCACAUGAAAUUUCCCAGAUCACAAAUGAUCUAGCACAGAUUGCAGUUCCAAAAGAUAAUGCAGAUCUGCUGAAAAGGUUGCUGUGCAUAAGUGGAUUUUUUGCUGGACUUCUCUUUUUAUCAUCAGUUCAAGAACAAUCAAGCCAUUGAUUUCUAAGAAAUACUUAAAGUUUAACUUCAGGCUUACUUUGUUUCUGAGCCAAAACUCAACGGGAAUUCAGUAACCCCUGCCCCCAAAACAUCCGUGUCCCGGCAGUAGAAGAAAGGUAUCAAAGUGAAGUCAUCUGAAAAUGUGUAAGAUGGAACUAUCACUAUUUUGCAAUGGCAUAUCCUGUCACUAAAGGAAACAGAAUCAGAAAUGCACUGUGUACAACUGCAUGUAAAAAAAAUACAUCUUUUCUACUGGAGCAUUACUUCUGUUUACAUAUCUUCUAAUGAUAAUGUAUAUAUUGAGCAAGGUUAGCACAACAGGCAUUUAGAGACUGUUGCAUUCAUUUUACCUUAAGGCAUUAUCAGUUUGUUAAUAAUUACUAGCAUACUGCAGCUAAUGCUUUUGGAUGUUUUAAGGAACUGCUCUUAGUAAACUGACUCUGCAGCCUUAAAGACAGUUAAAUUCCUGACACCAAACAGCUUACUUAGAGUAAAAGUCCAUCUAAUGUUGGUGGACUGCACCAUAGCAAAUGGCUUGAAGCCUCCAGCCUAUCUAAGAAUUAGCAUUGAUGUGUAAUCAGAUUUUUCUUUUGGUAAUUGGGGAGUUUCUGAAUAGAAAUAGUUACUAACUUGUUUUAGUGAUGACUAUUUUGGAUAUAGCUAUUACAUCUAGGCAAUGCUUCAAGCACUGCAGAAGAAUCAUCAUGAUGAAUAUAAUCUCAAUACCCAUGUUUACAAACUGCAAAGCAUAGCAUUUCAUUGAAGGUAACUUUCUACAGCUUCAUAAAUGAUAUUCAUACAGAAGAUUUGAGUAGUCAUUUUUUUGUUUUCUAAAAUAGCUUUUUUCAUUUUUGUUUACGUAGUCUUUGUAUCCUACAAUAUUAGUGUCAAAGGUUCAGUAAAAAAUGAGAAGUCCCCUGGUAUUCUUCAGUUCUCUCUUCUGCUUCUUGCCAUGGAAGCACUGUCUUGCAUCUACAGAAAAACUCUGCUUGCUUAGUGAAAAUAACUUCAUAGGAACUGGAGACUUGUGUAUUAAACUCUUCAGUGAAGAAGUUAGGCACCUACCUAUGAACAUUAUGUGGCUUCUGUAAAAGGUUGCUUCUCAUUUUUUAGGAAGGAGUUUUUAUCACAAACUUAAAACUCAAGUCCUCUCAAAACUUGCAUUAAAUGGGGGUGGGGAUUACCUGCAGCCAAAAUAUACAACCUUAGUAUGUUCUUGUCAUCACUGUUUUAAAAGGGCUGUAAAUAGACUGUGUUAACACUCUUAACACAGAGCGUUAUUUGUUUUGUUUUUAAUUCUGCACAAGCCUAGAAUAGAAGCAAUAUUCUAUCUUUGAUAGAGUGAGCAGUUGCAGGUUCCUGGUGGUACAGAAAAGUUCCUUAUUCUUAAUGUUUAAAUUCUAAAAUGGUAGAAAUGACUAUCUAUUUAGGCCUUUUAAGAUUACUUUCUAGUUUUAUUCUCAGUCAAUUUUUUCUCGUUACAAUCUCAAGAAUGCCUUGUAGAUGUGAAAAAAUUCAGCAGUUAAGAUGGAAGGAAAUAGAAAUUAAAAUACUACAGCUUAAAUGGAACUCACUGGUUCAUUUUCCUGAUAAAGUAGAAUUCUGGCAUAAAAUAUGGGAACUGAAUAUGAAUGCAAGUUGAACUAGUAAUAAGAGUACAAAUUCUAGAGAGCAUAUUAAAGUGUAUAUCCCACAUGGGCCAUGAUCUAAAAUAGCAUGUAUACAUAUAAUUGUCAUGCUGAGCAUCCUCUUUAAAAGCUGUUCCCACAGCAGCCUCAAGGCUUCCUGUUGGGGAGAAAUUGCAGUUUCAAAAAUCAAUUUGGGAAUUGACAUAUGGGGACCGGAUAAUCGUGUGCAUGCACAAGUGGUAUUUCCUCCCUUCAAAAAAGUUCUUGUGCCCUGUCUCUGGCGUUUUAAAAGCAUUUUUAGGCUGCCAUGGGGAAAACUCCCCCCCCCCAAAGUGGCCACGUGGAAGUUGUGAACAUGCUUCUUUGGAUCAUGGCCCUGGGCAUAAUCCAGCAGCUUUUCCAUGCUACUCUUCUUUGCUGCAUACUGUUCUAGCACUUGAAGGAUGUAUAGACAGUAUUGUUUUCUAUGCAUAUGUGCAAUUAUAUGUAAUGAUAAACAAUAUGGGUUUUAAUUUAUAGAGUGUUUUGAUGUAUACUUUCUGACAGUGGGAACUCUACAGUCCUGUCAUAUAUUGAAAUAUAAUUACUGGGAGGGAAUUCCACUAAAGAAUAAUAGAUUAUUUCAUUUAAUGUUUAAAUUGAACUGUCUUGCUGGGUAUGUUAACUAGUAUAAAGAACUACAUUUCUAAGGUUUCUCAGUUGCCUGUUUGUUUCCAAGGGUGUGGAAAGUUAUACUUUGCCACCAGUUGGUGCAUUUGAUUUAUUAUUUGUUUAAUUUCUCUAAACACUGUGUAAUGGUUGGUAAGUCAUGGGCUGCAUGUACAACUGACAUCCAUAAUGUUCUUAAGAGGUGAGAGAACUUUUCUUAGGUGUGAGUUUGUUUUUAUGUUUAUAAACCAAGUAUUUUAGAUAUUUUAUUUAUCUGUUGUACAGAUUUGGUUAAAGUUUUUUUUAAUGUUUGAAAUAUUGCACUUGUUUGCUAUUACUGUAUGUGAAAAAUAUAUUUUUUCUUUUAAGGUUAUGUGAAAAAUAUGAAGUAAUUUAAACAUUAAAUAAAUGUGCUGUGGGUGCUUAUUUUUGUACUGAAAGGAGCAUCAA